Messenger RNA from Eupeodes corollae, 5705 nucleotides. RefSeq names its product mushroom body large-type Kenyon cell-specific protein 1 (gene Eip93F). Lineage: Eukaryota; Metazoa; Arthropoda; Insecta; Diptera; Syrphidae. Bases 1910 to 5383 code for a protein of 1157 amino acids. Gene Ontology annotation, molecular function: DNA binding. Gene Ontology annotation, cellular component: nucleus. Gene Ontology annotation, biological process: regulation of transcription by RNA polymerase II. The record is from RefSeq and is a predicted model, not a curated record. The transcript is spliced from 8 exons.
UACAGAAUAAAUAAGAAUGCAGUUUUUACAUGUACACACGCACACCACUUUUUUAUCUUUUAUUCUUUCGCAUUUUGCCUUCUCACAACUACGUUCAUGGGCAUGGCCCCCCACCCAACGAAAAUGAAGCUUUUGUUGCAGCUUAUAAAAAAUCUUUAUCAGUGUGCAAUUUUUUUCUUAUUCUUAUGAUUUUCCUCAAGUACCACGGCCACGGGUAGAUUCGUUUUCAGUGUGUGAGUGGACAUUUUAAUGUGGGAUUUCUGAGAGAGCGUGUUUGAAGGGGAAACAUAUCGUCAAAAGAAAGCCUGACCUGAUACGGAUAGAAAAAGAGGCAGUUCCCAUUCACACUACCACAACUAUUCUUGAAUCAAGAAAGUUGCAUUUUAAAAACAAGAUUUCGCACACAUUAGCAAUAAUGCAGAAAAAGUGCACUCUAAAAAACACACGUGUACUAUGUUUAAUACACUUUUGUGUAUCCCCGCAAGUAUAACCAGCUACAAGAGUUGUUUGUUCUUCAACUCCAAAGUGCAUUUUAUGCGUUAUAUCGAAAGGGGUGAUAUUAAUUAAGGUAGUAUACGUACGAGUGCGGUUGUUGGUUGCGUCUUCCGUGUCAAGUGCACUCUCCCGCAUACAUUGAGACGGGAAAGCUUCAUUUAACAACGAAGAAAAACUUUGAAAAAAACGUUGGACUGGACAUAAAUGGAAAAAAUUAAAUAAAAAAGCAAAUUAUAUCGCAUGCGCUUUUAUACCUAUCGCACACUGUAAAAGCAUUAUCUGUAUAAUCGUUAAUAUUGUUGUCCACCGUCUGUUUUUGUAUCUGCAUUUUGUAUAUUGUGCGUGGAGGACUUGAUUUUGUUGCCGUUCGCUAUCGCUCUCCCCUAGUUAAUGUCGUCUUAUACUGCCGAAAGCCGCUCUCAAUUGAGCAUAGAUGUGCUUUAACAAUAUUCUCUGCACACAGUCGAAUAAACACAACGCAUCCGAUAUGCAGCGGAAUGCAUUUUCGGACGCGACCCGAAUAAAUCCGAGUAGCGUCCGAUCGCGCUCUAUCAAUAAAAAGUUAUUUUUGCAUGUUUUUGUCGUUAUUGUUAAUAUCAUCUGUUUUGCCACUGUAUUCGUUUGGGGUAUAAAUGUUGACUUGAGCUGAUCGGAUUGGUGGUCCGAUAAGAAAGAAACUAAAUGAAAACUAACAAAUAUCUCCUACUAGUAACCAACUUACAUCACCCAAAACAUGUGCAUACAAUAAUAUUUAUUCACCGGAUUGGAUAUUAUAUUGAAAGCAAUCCUUUUCCAAGAGAAAUGCGAACCGAAAUUUAAAAUUCUUGCACUAAAUAACAAUCCUCUUCCCGUAUUAUAACAAAAUCUAAAUGAUCUUUGCUGCCGAAACAACAAUGACAAAGAAAACAGUGUAAGCCACGGUUGCUAAAAUUGACUUUCUGUAUUUGUUUCGUUAAUUUCCGCGGGUGAUUUAGUCUUCAAUUAUGUGGACAUUUGCUCAAUGAAAAUUUCCUUUAAUUUUUACAUUGUUUUCUUAAAUUUUGAUUAAUGUGUGUGAAUCAUAACAUAAUUACGCCAAAAUAGGUUAACUACAAAAAAAGGAAAAGGUCAAAAAGUCAAAAAGCCUAACUUAUGAAACCAAAACAUAAUACAACUUCGCUUGAACUAAUUAAUUUUUCGAAACUUUGUGUUUUUCAAUAAUGCUAUGCUCAUCAUCGUCUACAAAACAUACUCCUGCUUAUACUACAAAUAUGAGUAAUUAUGUUUUUAGAAGUAUACUAACACACAAGAAGAAACUGUUUUUUUAGGGGCAAUUAUAUUGGUCAAGCAACCAUGAAUAAUUCGUUCAUCUGUAAUAGAUUGAUUCUACCUAUAACCCUGGCGUGAUGGCUUAGAACGGGUAGCUGAAGAGUUGAUGGGACACAGAAAAUGGAAGCAAUAUCAAGAAGCUUUUACACGAAUACAAGGGCAUAAAUUAAACAAUAAACCUGAGAAUAUAUCACGGAAUAUACAAAUUAAUUAUCAUCGCCGACCAUUUGCUUCUAAAGAAUUGGAAAUAAAUGAUAAAUCUUUAAUAUCAUCGUUAACAAAGCAAGAGAAGCUCAAAACAACUUCAGUCAAAACGGAAGAAUGUUUAGAAGUUAACGAAAGUACAAUCGCGUUACACGGUUUAAGUUGUAAAAAUAUUCUUGAAAUUACUGAGGGCGAAUCUAAGGCACCUAGCAAAACUAACGAACUUCUUUUAGAAGUAGUCGAUUGGAAACCGAAUGAGAAGUGUAAUUUUUGCGACGCUGGUAAACUCCUCAUCGUGAACGAGAAGGGUGAACUAGUGGGCGAGUCCAGCCCGGCUUUGUCCGAGGCAGACCACGCCAUUAGACAGCCCGAGGAGACGGAAAGUGACUCCAAGGAAAGUGUUGCUCCAAACACAAAAGAGGAUGGGAAGAAAAUCCUCGCAUCACACUUUAGAGACUCAGUGACACCCAAUAUGACCUCUUUGGAGUCAAUGGCUGCACGAUGGCCAGGACUUCAGUCAGGAUUGGGGCAGUUAUAUCCAUGCAUAUUGUAUAAUUUAACUCAGAACGUCGACUCGGCCACACCAACUACCUCAGAGACAUCGGCUGCAGCUAUCAGUCCCUCAAUCAAGGAUUCUCCGAGUCCCAGUGAUUUUACGGGUGAACAGCCAUUAGAUCUUAGUUCGAAGCCAUCACCAAACUCUUUAACAAGUGGAAAUACAAGACAUGUGCACCGCACCAAAUCUCGUAUGACACCAAUAAGUGGACGUCGGACUUAUACCGAGGAAGAAUUGAAUAACGCAUUGCAAGAUAUAAUAAGUGGUAAAUUAGGUACACGGCGAGCUGCCGUACAAUACAACAUUCCUCGUUCUACUUUACGAAACAAAGUGUAUAAAAUUUCUUCGGGAGCAAGGCGUGAGAUGCUUACAACACUGCAAUACAUGCCAAGUAUUGAAGAUUUAGCUAAUAUUGAAUACGAUAAACAUGAUUUGACAGUCGAUGAAGAAGACAGCAAUGGUGAAAAGGUACAAAAAAGUUCGUUAAUGUCGCACACUAAUGAUGAUCUUGCUGACUCUACCGAUGUAGAAAACAAAUCUCUUACCUCCGAUCCAUCAAAAUCUGAACCCCACUAUAUUGAAGCUCAUACUAAAGAAACCACAUCACAAGAGUCACAGCCAAAGCAUACAACAUUAUCGCCACAACUUCCACCGCAACAAUCCUCUUCGAUUGGACAAAAUGUGUGGCAGAAUGUUCUACUCCAUAGUUUGCUUCUUUCCGGAAGCCUUUCUAUGCAACAAAAUUUCGAGGAAGCCUUUAAGAUUUUUAAUAGUUUGCUAUUAAAACAGGAUCUAGACUUACUUAAUCCUCAAAUUUUAAAGCAAUUACAGCAAUCCGAACAAUCAGCGCAACACUCACACCAAAUCACAGAUGAGCAGCAAAGCCUACAAUCAAAGUCACCUGCAAUACGCGUACAGGGAGCAUCUUUUCAAAGCCGUCUACAGAAGGCUGAAACACCGGAAACUGAAUAUUCAGCGGAGCUUAAUGAAGCGCUUGGUGAUGAUCCAUCAGUUAUUUUAAAAAUUCCGUCCUACAAACCGGUAGCUGUAUCGUUCACUUCAACAUCCUCACCUUCAGAAGCAUCAGAACUAUGUAAUAAUUCAAUGAUUGAACAUUUACCCCCAACUCCACCAAAGAUUUUGACACAAAGUUUAGUUAAAGCUAACACAUCAACGCAACAGAUACAGCAUAGCCACCAACCGCACCCACAACACGUUUCAUUGAUAUCAUCAGCCAAUGUAAUUCCUGUCUCAUCUCUAUCUAUAAAAUGUCAACAGAGGAGGGAAUCUCGAGCGUCACCAACUCUUUCUCUGCGUGAUGUCAUUGCGAACAGUAUAAGUAGAACUUUUAAUCAGCAGGCACAAAUUGAAGCAUCAAGCUUAAGUCCUGUUCCUUCUACAUCGUCAGCAAUGGACAUCAGCGAAAAGAAUAAAAGACCAAGCAUAUCAGUUGUUAAAAAUAUCGGUGGCACUGAUACUUCACGUUUUGCUGUUGCAUCCAAUAUGUUCGGUCAUCUUCGCUCUAAUAACCAUCAGCAUCAAACUCAAAGUUUGGCAAACAACAAUUUGGCUGGUGGAAAAGGUACGCGUCCGAAACGUGGGAAGUAUCGAAAUUAUGAUCGUGAUAGUCUUGUUGAAGCUGUCAAAGCAGUGCAACGCGGAGAAAUGUCUGUUCAUCGAGCUGGGAGCUACUACGGGGUUCCACAUUCGACACUUGAAUACAAGGUAAAGGAGCGGCAUUUAAUGAGGCCACGCAAAAGAGAACCAAAAAUUCAACCAACGUUAGAUGAUAGGUCAGGAGAAAACAGCCCAAGUGGAAACAUUUUGGGUUCAACUAUACCCACUUUGAAAAACACAAAUACUCGCGACCUGUCUGCCGUUGACAAUAUAGAUAGCUACAUUAAAACUAGUUGUAAUUCAAGCACAAAUAUUAGUCAAACACAAUCUGAUGCCAGCAAAAGUAGUACACUGUACUCCAAAACAUCAUCAAAUGGCAUGAAAAUAGCUCCGGCAUUGUUUGAACAAACUUUAACGGCCCAACUGCAUUAUCCCUCGCACUUUUUCUGGCACGGGGGCUUUAACCCUCUUCAGCUGGAUUUUGGAGCAAGAUCCCAAGCACACCCAGCUGUUGCUGUUGCAACAAUGGCUAGCUCUAGAAAUGAAACGUUUCCUUCAAGUCCCGAAUUUCAGGAAGAACAUAAACAACUUAAUUUAAUGGAAAAUCCACCUCUGCAGAAAAUAAAAAAAAGCUUCAGCAGUAGUACUACUAUUAAGAAUGUAGAAGACAUUGCUACUAACCUUUAUGAACCUGGAAGGGAUACAAACGGUUCCUUUUUAGAUGGCAUUAUACGAAAAACUUUGGACCGCAAGACUUCCGAUUCAAAGCAAAGCGCAUUACUAGAUGAAUUGGUUAAGAGUAAAAACAUAUCUUCGCCGAGAAUUAUUUUUAGCGAGCGCAUAGCUUCUGAUUUCCAAAAUAUGAAACGUUCCGGAAGCUCUGUAUUAUACCAUCAUUCAAAAGAGAUUAAACGUGAACGUACCAGCCCGACAUCAGAUAUUUCAAAUUCCGAUUCAGAAAAAAAUAUUCGACGUCCCUUCGAAUCAAAACAUCAACCUCCACAAUCAAAAUCAGACUUCCAAGAGGCUGAUUUGGACAAUAAUUUUGUAAGCGAAAACAGUGGUUUAAAUGACACCCAUCAUAAGACUUUUUAUAAGUCCAGCAGGAACAUGCCUAUAGAAAACACAUCAACGGUGCUGAUUAUUAGUAAUGAGCAUUCCAAACAGGAAAAUAUUAAGUCCGAAAUAGAGAACAGUUUAUAGAAAAAAUUGUAGGCAUAACACAUACAAGUAUAUAUUUUCGUAUAAGUGAAAACUAAUUGUAACAUUACGGCAACAAUGCGACCAAAAUAUGUCAUUUUUCCUUUUGAGGUAUUAAAAGUGCAAUUAAAAUAUAAAAUAUCUAAAACAAUAGGAGACAUUUUUCACUUCUUUUUCUAUCAAAGUAUAUUAUAAAAAAAUAUAGUAAAAUAUAUUAUUUUCAUACAUUAACAAUUAGAAACAAAGUUCACACACAAUAUUAAUAAGAACAUGAAAACAAAACUAUUGAUAAACAAAUUUUUAAUAAAUGCUAUACAAAUAUGAA